Messenger RNA from Amoebophrya sp. A25, 1643 nucleotides. The record is from the annotation of a GenBank genome assembly. NCBI's taxonomy places the organism in Eukaryota, Dinophyceae, Syndiniales, Amoebophryaceae.
CUGACCUAGACUUCUGCCACGACCUACAGGCAGAUAACGUAGUCUCAGAACAUCGUGUGAUCGAGUUCCGCUUCAUCGACAAUGGCAACGUGCCUAAAGAACUCAGGAAGGGCAGGAAGGGUGCGGCUGACGAUAAUGAAAAUUAUGGGAAGUCAAGAAAUCCAUCUUAGGCAGUAUUGAUUUUGAUGCGCUCCUGGGUCCUUUCUUAACAAGGGAACAUGCAUCUUGGGCAGGGUUUUUUCUCUUAAGGGAGCGGGCAACACCAGGAUGCUCCAACAGUUCAAAGAUGGAUUUGUCUAGCAGCUCUAAGAAAAUCAUGUUGACCCCACCAACACGAAUCGUACACAAGGAAGUGAGGCAAUUCCAGAAACCCAAGCUCAGUGGACCGACCGAACGAUGGACGACCUUACCAGGCAGUUUGUACGACCGGAGUCAAGUCGUAGCAAAUACGAGCGAGUUGUCCAACACAAAACCCAGAUGGAUCAGCAUGCAAGGUUAAGGUCAGCUUUUUCCCAUCUUUCUCGGAAUCUUGAUAUAAUUACCCUCUAAUUUGUUCCCCUGUAUUCCUCUCUUCAUGAACAAGAAUUAUAACAGUUCCACCCCUCUAUCUAUCUAUCUAUCUAUCUAUCUAUCUAUUGUUCCCAUGAACCAUUACGCAACUAGUUGGAAGAAAGGGGUCAUCAAGAUGAAGGGACCGAGACGUCGAGUCAAAGCGGACGCUAACAAAUGUUGAAGGGCGUGUUCUGUAUAAAACAGCAGCCGUCGUCUUCAAGAGCGUGGAGGGGAUGUUAUGUAGACGGAAGAACAGAUGAUAAUGUAGAAGAAUGUGCUGCUGGUCAACAUUGUAAUGUUGUAGUUCAUUUCGUGUACUAAGAGUCUGAGUCUAAGUCAUUCAUGAUCAUCAUCUGCGACAACAUCAUUUCUCCACACUUUAUGGCGAAGAAGGAGAAUUUCUAGAAUUGACCAUCUCUAACACCAAACCCCUACGCCGAUCGAUACGACCUGCUUUAUGCGUGGAGACACGACAUGCAUCCUGAAGAUUGCGUCAACGAUCCUGUGCACAAGGAUUUCUUUGCCUGUCAGGCUCAGCACGUUGUAGGUGGGAUGAUGUGAUGCCGUUUGUGGGCGGGAUGAUGUGAUGGGGUUGGUGACGAGGGUACUACGCGUUAAUAGUGAAGACUGGUAUCUAAAUUUAGGUGUUGGGCAUAGAUGCAAAUAACGGGCGAGUACAAGAAUUGAGAUAAAUCUAAUGAAGAAGAGGAUUUUGUCGUGAACAUGACGCCGCGUAGGGUCUUACGAUGAAGAAAACAAAGUGACAACAAAUAUGAAGAAAAUCAAGAUACUGAAACAUGGGAUCAUGACUGCAAUAUGGGAUACUGAAAUAUGGGAGGCUGCAAUAGGGAUAAAUUUCAUCAUCAUCACGAACACAACAUUGCUUCUUUAAGUCUAUGAAUUUCCCUGGUAAAACCAUUAGACUCACAUGCCCAGACAACCAGCUUGGAUGUGCUAGAUUCACCUCACGGAGCGACCCUUGUCCCUUGUUUUCCACGCAGACAAGUUUCUCAAGAACAAGAAUGUCCUUCAAAAAGAAAAAAGUGAUGUACUUGCUUCUAGGUGUGAACAAGCAAGUUGGUGAUGCCUAG